AUGAACAAUCAAUUGAGGCCAGUGGAUUUGGUGAAUCAACCGGCGCCAUUUCAAGACAGAUACAAGAUCCUUCACAAACUAUAUGAUCAGCUAUGCAAAUGCUACAACAGGACUGGUAGAAGCAAAAGGCUAGAACUCCUCGCGGUUAAGUUAGAGGCGCAGGUAGCGAAAAGCAGUAAAACUCCUCAAAGCUAUCGUUUCACUAUGGGCAUCUUGUUUCGAGAUUUGCUGAAGUAUAAAGGUGACUUGAAAAAGAUCUCUAUUGCUGAUAAGCCCUUGAUUGGCACCUCAAAGAUCACGCCUUCUGUGAUAACGACAAAACAUGCUGCGCUUGAGGCAUUGGGUAAACUUCUAAUGACCGAGGAACAAUUUAAGAAGAAUCGUUUUAUAACAAGGAAGAAAAUUACGCAAGAAGACCGUACAUCGUCCACAACUCAACUUCCCGACUAUGUGGUGUGUGUCAGAUGUGGGUUGAAAUUCCAGAGGAAACUGAUAAUGACACCAGCGACAUGUCGCUACCAUCCGAUGAAGAAGCAAUAUAAUAAAAUCACCAAAGUGUACGAAUACCACUGUUGUGGAGAAACCAGCAAUUCGACCUCAGAACUGAGGUUUGGCUGUAAAACGUAUACGCAUCAUGUCUACAAGCACGACAGCUAUGAAGAAUUGCGUCAAAUAUCAUCCUUUGUGGAUACAGGUUCUGAAGAGGGCCAGUCUAAUGUUUUGGCUCUAGAUUGUGAAAUGGGGUUUACGUCGCUAGGAUAUGAAAUGAUCCGGUUGACGAUUGUAGAUUUCUUCACGUGUGAGACAGUGUUUGAUAGAAUUGUGAAGCCGUUGGGGAAGGUGGUCGACUUGAAUUCGGAGUUCAGCGGUGUACACAAAAUUGACCCAAAUGACUGCUUGACUUAUGGAGAAACGAUAACGCAGGUAGUUGGUCCUGAUAUAAUAAAUAAAAACACGAUUCUCAUUGGGCAUGGUUUUGAAAACGAUCUCAAUGUUAUGCGAGUGACGCAUGACAAAGUCAUUGAUACUUCUGUCUUGUAUCCUCGGGGACACAUGAAACGGUCUUUAAAAGAUUUAUCCUUCGAGUUGUUGAGUCGUAAAAUUCAGACAGGUGAGCACGAUAGUUCACAGGAUGCUAUUGCCACAAUGGACAUUAUAAAAAAAAGUUUGGGUAUAUCUUUGGAGCAAAAAGAGUGGCAAUGA
Molecule: messenger RNA, 1203 nt
Organism: Huiozyma naganishii CBS 8797
Lineage: Eukaryota; Fungi; Ascomycota; Saccharomycetes; Saccharomycetales; Saccharomycetaceae
Gene: REX3
Product: RNA exonuclease
Exons: 1
Coding region: 1-1203 (400 amino acids)
Cellular component (GO): nucleus
Molecular function (GO): exonuclease activity; nucleic acid binding
Source: RefSeq, a predicted model, not a curated record